GAAAUGGCACAGAAAGGAGCUCAGCUGAACAGGGAAAUCUUCUUUUGUUCAAUCUGUCUGGAUCGUCUCGAGGACCCAGUGACCAUUCCCUGUGGACACAAUUACUGCAUGAACUGUAUUAAAACCCACUGGGAUGAAAAGGGGAGGCGAAUGCACAGCUGCCCACAGUGUAGGCAGACUUUCACACCGAGACCUGCCCUGGUGAAAAACACCAUGUUGGCAAAUUUAGUGGAGGAGAUAAAGAAGACUGGACUCCAAGCUGCUCCUGCUGAUCACUGCUAUGCUAGACCUGAAGAUGUACCCUGUGAUGUCUGCACCGGGAGAAAACUGAAAGCCUUCAAGUCCUGUUUAGUCUGUGUGGCAUCAUACUGUGAGAAACACCUUCAGGAUCAUUAUAAUGCGGCUCCAUUGAAGAAACACAAGCUUGUGGAGCCCUGCAAGAAACUCCGGGAAAACAUCUGCUCUAGUCAUGAUGAGCCGAUGAAGAUUUUCUGUCGUACUGAUCAGCAGCGUAUCUGCAGUCACUGCAAACUGAGUGGCCAUAAAUACCACGAAACAGUCUCAGUUGAAGCAGAAAGGACCAAGAAGCAGAAGGAGCUGGAAAUGAGUCGACAAAAACUCAAGCAGAGACUCUGUGACCGAGAGAAAGACGUGACGAUUCUUCAACAGGAGGUGGAGUCCAUCAAUCAGUCUGCUGAUAAAGCAGUGGAAGAAAAUGAAAAGAUCUUUGCUGAGCUCAUCUGUCUCAUGCAGAAUAGAAGCUCAGAUCUGAAGCAGCAGAUCAGAUCCCAGCAGGAAACUGAGGUGGGUCGCGUCAAAGAGCUUCAGGAGAAGGUGGAGCAGGAGAUUGCUGAGCUGAGAAGAAAUGACGCCGAGCUGGAGCAGCUGUCGUGCACAGAGGAUCACAACCAGUUUCUACACAGCUACUCCUCACCGUCAGCACUUAAUGAGUCUACAGACUCAUCCAGCAUCGAAAUCCGUCCUCUGAGGUACUUUGAGGAUUUGACAGCAGCUGUGAAAGAGGUCAGUGAUAAACUGCAGGAUGUUCUGAAAGAGAAAUGGACAAACAUCUCACUGACAGUCACUGAGGUGGAUGUUUUGCUGUCAGAACCAGUGCCAAAGACCAGAGGUGGAUUCCUAAGAUAUUCACGUGAAAUCAGAAUGGAUCUGAACACAGCUAACACAUCAGUGUUGUUAUGUGAGGGGGGUAGAAAAGCCACAGCUGUGAAAGAACAGCAGUCAUAUUCUAGUCAUCCAGACAGAUUCACUGGAUGGUGUCAAGUCCUGAGUAGAGAGAGUCUGGCUGGACGUUGUUACUGGGAGGUGGAGUGGAGCGGGAAACAGGUUUAUAUAGCAGUCGCAUACAAGAGUACCAGCAGAUCAGGGCUCUCAGAUGUAUGCGGAUUAGGAUUCAAUAGGACAUCGUGGGCAUUAUGUUGUGACCAAAAUGGUGUUAAAUUUGUGCACAACAAUUCUCACAAGGCUGUCUCGGGUCCUCAGUUUGGGAGAGUAGGAGUGUACCUGGAUCACAGCGCCGGUAUUCUGUGUUUUUAUAACGUCUCUGAAACCAUGACUCUCCUCCACAGAGUCCAGACCACGUUCACUCACCCGCUUCAUGCUGGAUUUCGGCUUUCAGAUUAUGGAGACACUGCUGAGUUCAGGAAUCUCAAAUAG
This is a messenger RNA of Neolamprologus brichardi, 1674 nucleotides long. Its product is annotated as tripartite motif-containing protein 16-like. Gene Ontology annotation, molecular function: zinc ion binding; protein binding. Lineage: Eukaryota; Metazoa; Chordata; Actinopteri; Cichliformes; Cichlidae. The record is from RefSeq and is a predicted model, not a curated record.